AUGCCAUGGAAAUCCAGAGUGAACGUCUCCGGGAAUACUGCAACUGCAAACAUCGGCUAUCGGAUUAAGAGCUCAGGCCGGUCAUGCAGACUCCCACCCCGCAAAGCGGACCCUCCUAUACCCUCACCUCCCAACAGCCCAGGCGAUAAAGAGAAAGCAACCCCGGAUUCGACUACACACUACGUCCUACACUCCCCAAUAUCACCGUUGACACCGGGUUCCCCGACUUUCCCAGAUGGCCUGCUCACCCCUCUAUGGGCAUCCAAACACCAGGACCUGGUUCCUGCGGCGGUGCUCAACUUCUUCCCAUUCUCACUCGACCCGAACAUGAACUCUCUGCGAGACAAUCAACUCAAAAUCGAGAUCAACAGCCUGAAACAGGAAUGGCAAGCGUCCGGGUAUAAGACGCGGUUCGUGGUGGUUCUGAUAUCCGAGGACGGAGAAGAUAGCGGAUACGAAGGCGAGAUCGAUGAUCGCGUUGCAGGCAUUCGACGAGCGACGAAUCUCGACCCUAAAUCCAUCUUCGUGAUCCCACCUGAUGCGACUUCAUCGGAAUUGCAAGACUUUGUCAAGUCGCUCUUCUCACUAUUACAACCUUCGGUGGUCGAAUACUAUCGGGAUCUGUCCAAACAUGCCAGGCGCAAAAGGAACAGAGGAAGCAUCCCUCCCCCGACUGCACCGCCAACUACGGGGACCUCACAGACAUUGUCGUCCCAAGGGUGGAACGUCCGAUAUGAAUUCAAACUUGGUAUUUUCGCUGAGUUCCGCCAAGAGAUGGAUGCAGCGUGCCGGAACUAUGAGAGUGCAUACGACACAUUGUUCGGGCAUGAAGUCUUUGAGAUCAUCGCCGGGUGGAACCCACGCUUUAACGAUGCGCGUCUUUUAGCUGACGCCCUGGCGAUUCGUAUCAUGCGCUGUCUUCUGUGGACGGGCCAGACGACUGCUGCAACGCGGCUCUGGACUGAUCAUAGAAUCCGGGUAAGGGAUAUCGUCAAUCGCAGAGGCAAAGGCAGCAAGCACUACGGGUGGGAGGCGUGGGAAGCAAGAUGGUCGAUGAUCAUGGCGCAACUCAUUCGCCGCGCAGAAAUUCCGUCUUUCUCCGGUGAAAUCUCGCCUGAAGAGCCCAGGGAGCUAUUUGCGCCACCGGAGAAGUCUAUCCCCACUGGUGAGCGUGUCAAGCCUUGGGACCAGAUGCACCACGAGGGUUACUGGCUACAUCGCUCAGCGAAACACACCAUGAUCCGAAGAGCGCUUGCUCUUGAGAUCCCUGAUGAAGACCGUAUGCCCCCUAAGCAAUCACCGACGUCGCAACUCGCCAGCAAAUCUCAUCUGUACGAUACAUAUCUUGUCCCGGACACUUACGACGAAGCACCACAAGACGGACGAACUGGUUUCGAUCAUUCUGCUUUGAUAUUGAGUGCUUUGAAGGCAGCGCUUUUGGAAUUCGGAAAUCAUCACCAGACACGGAAAGUUGAGAGCCUGAGUCUUGAGGCGGCUGAGGAAUAUAUGCGUGUCGGUGCGUGGUCUGAGGCCCAUGCCCUACUCAAACCUCUGUGGCCGAAGCUUAGCUGGCGUAGGUCCGGAUGGUGGCACCUGAUGGUCAAGUUCGGAUGGGCUCUUAGGGAAUCCGCCUUAAAGGUGCAGGAUAGCGAAACGGUUCUACGAGUGGAUUGGGAGCUACUGAACAACGCUUUCAAACCGCGGCCUGGUUGGCAUUAUGACAUUCACAGGAGUCUGGAGGGUUUGCCUUUGGAAAAACCCAAGCCAUCUCUCAUCCUGCGUGCUGAGGAUGUCAUGACAAGUUUGAACGCGUCUGUGGUUUUCGAGAAGUCAAAGGGCAAUGUUGGCGAACCACUUCAGGCCCAACUCGCCAUUUCUUCCUCCGCACAGAUAAACUCAGCGCCUAUUCGCCUUUGCGAGGUCAAGCUGGUGUUCGAGGGAUGUCUUAGACCAGUCAAACUUCAGUCUGACCACAGCGAGGAAGCUGACAUUGCUACAUCUUGUUGCAUCUCGACCAUCCCCCUCCGUGAGCCGAGCAGUCCAGUCGAUGGCACGCUUACCUCUCCAACUGGAGGACUCGCCACGCUGGUGGGAAUAGCAGACCUGACCCUGGGACCCUCCCAGACCAAGGUUUUCAACCUCACCUGCAUCCCCCGCGAAGCUGGCGAAGCCCAGGUUGCUUCGAUCACACUGCUUAUCGAAGAAGAGCAAUUCGAUCUUGGCUACGCAAUCACGGAGCCCGACCAGCGCGAAUCGUUCUGGUGGCAGCAGUCACAAAAGGGCAUCACUCGUAGAAGGAUUGGAAAGGAUCGUGAUACCGGCAAGUGCAAGGUGAUGCCCAAGCCUCCCAAGAUCCGCCUUACGACCCCCAAUUUGAAGGAAACCUACUACAACAAUGAGAGGGUGACCCUGAAAAUUGGCAUUCACAAUGAAGAGGACGAAGCUGCUGAGGUGACGACCGAAAUCAGGCUCUUUGGCCCUGAGCCUACUGCCCAAAUCCAUUGGCCAGAUAGCGACAGCACCGAAGGUAAUGAAUCUGGCGCUAGCACACCGACGGAGGGCCCAUCGCACUUCUUGAAGCGAUCAGUGGGCGUCAUGGAACGGUCUUCUGAAAAGACACUCGAAAUCGUCCUUACUGACACCGAAGAGUCGACGGAUUUCACGUUGGAGGUCUCUGCUGUAUACCACCUGGUGUCCGACACCCAAACCCCAAUCAUGAAGAACAUCGCCGUGGAAUUAGCCUUCGUCCGGCCAUUCGAAGCAAACUAUGAAUUCCUACCAGCCAUCCACCCUCAGCCGUGGCCUAAUUUCUUCGCCGUCGAUGAUGCCCUGCUCGAGGGCUCUACACCAGGCGGCCUAUUCCAAAAAUGGUCUCUAAAUUCCAAAGUUGUUUCCUUUGCACUGGAGCCAUUGAUAGUCGACAAGAUGUCGCUUGUCCUCCUCGAGGCGAAUGGCGGUGCUAUCUGCAACGUUGGCUCCGAAGAGCUCAUCAGCCCUCAAACAGCCCUGCUCUCACCGGAAGAGCUACGCGAGUCAAACUUCUGUAUUGAUGUCCAGAAAUCGGUGCUUGGAGAUCGCCGUCCAACAGCACUGAGCUCCGUAUUGGAAAUUCAAUGGCACCGUCAAUCUGAUUCCAUCGAAAACACCACCACUUCCAUUCUUGAAAUACCCCGCUUCGUCGUGCCAAUGGGCGAACCUCGUGUUCUUGCCUCGGCGACCCCUUCAACAACCAUGGCCGGUCUCAUUCAUAUGGAAUACGUGAUAGAGAACUCAUCCACCCACUUCCUCACGUUCAACUUGGUCAUGGAAGCCAGCGAGCAUUUCGCUUUCAGUGGUCCCAAGACUACAGCCGUGCAGGUCAUGCCGUUGAGUCGACACACUGUGAAAUUCAACCUAUUCGCUGCGAAGCGCGGUUUGUGGAUACAGCCACAAUUGGUGGUUAUCGAUACCUACUUCAACAAGAACCUGCGCGUCCUCCCAACAGGCGAUAUACGGUCUGACAAGAAGGGUAUUUUGGUCUGGGUUGACGCGGACGAUUGA
Molecule: messenger RNA, 3540 nt
Organism: Penicillium brevicompactum
Lineage: Eukaryota; Fungi; Ascomycota; Eurotiomycetes; Eurotiales; Aspergillaceae
Exons: 4
Coding region: 1-3540 (1179 amino acids)
Source: RefSeq, a predicted model, not a curated record